AGAGAAAAAAUGCCAAAACUAAUUUGAAUCUUAAAGAAAAAUACCACACUGUUCUAUGCACAUUUUUCUCUGACAGUUGCUACUGAGGAUGCUUUGUCUCAUUCACUCAUCACCAACUAAAAUUGCAACCUUUUCAUUUUAUCCUUCCAUUUUCUUUGACCCAAUUCAACAAUAACACUGCAUUUCACUUCAAUCCCCAAGACAAUGCAACACAUUGCAUUGUACUUGCCAAUGCAGUGAUGGUGGUAGUUUAGUUUUGCUUCAUUAUAGAUCUAACCCAUCUUGGAGAAUCUAAAAAAAAACAUUUUGAUUUAUGAGUUUCGUUUCUGAGAGUGUUUGAAAAGUGUUCCUUGUUGUGGGUCAUCUUCAUGGGAUCCAAUAGUAGCAAAGCCACUUCCUCUUCAACUUCGUCUUCUUCAAGGAAUUUCAGGAAGAGGAGUCGCUCUAAGGCUCUCAGAGGGUUUCGUUCUUAUUGUCUUGGAACUAGUUCUGGAUCUCGAGACAGUGAUUAUGAAGACCAGGUUUGUGAUCAGAAUAAAGUAGAUGGCAGUGAUGUUACAUAUGCUGAUGGCAAUCUAUCUGACUCAGAUGAGGUGAAGUCGAAAUCUUUAAGAAAGGUUAAAGCUGGUGAAGGUGACAAUACUUGUAUGCCUAACAUCAACCUUGAUGAGUGGAGUGAAACAAGGAUCCGCGGCACUUCAUAUGGAAAUCGUACUAGCUCCGUUCAUGCUUCUUCAACUCAUUCGUUGAAUAGAACAAGUCGAUUCCUCUCUCGACUUAGGAGAUUUACUAGUUCAAGGUCAUCAAGGCCUUGUCCGGUUUCUUCUCCAAGUUUCUCAAUAUUCGACAAUCAUGAUGAUGCAUCAGGAUCUGGUUUACCUUGUUGUAACAUGCAGAGAAAUUCCAGUUAUGGCAUUGGGGCAAGAGAUGAGUUGGAUGUGAACUUAUUUUCUUCGAGAAUUCAAGCAGAGACGGAUACUAUUGAGACUAGACAUAUAGAUCGACGAAAUAGAGUUCGAGAACCAGUUGAUCAUAAUGUUCGCUUUAGUCGAACUUUAAGCGUUGGAAGGCUUCGUGACAGAGUUCUUCGCCGAUCAACAUUUUCUGACCUUACCUCAUUCCCUCUACAACAAGAGAGAGAGCUGAGAGAUGAUAGUCAGAAUACUCGAAGGCAAGCAGUGGAGCGGGAUUCAAGAGUUUCACCAUUAGAUCUUAGUGCUAUUAGUUCUUCUACAUCUAGUAUGUCUAACUCCAUAUUUAGCAAUCAAAACUAUGAAGUCGAGACCUCACAAUUGCGAGACGGUGGGUAUCAGGAUCUAAUGGAGCAUAGAUCCAAUUUCCUUGAACGAGGAAGAAGAAUACGAUCACAGGCCCGUUCUCUUCAGAGAUUGAGUAGCCGGUUUGAAAAUCAGUCCGCACAUGGGAGAUCAUGCAUCUUGUCUGGUCAACAUAGAAGUGGUCAUUGUAUGUGCCGAUUCAGAAAUCGUGACACGAAUUCGAAUGACGAUACUGGUGCUAGAGCUAGCAUAUCUAGAAUUGUUGUACUUGCAGAAGCGUUAUUUGAGGUUCUGGAUGAAAUCCACCAGCAAUCUGUGGUUUUAUCUUCCCAUCCUUCCGCGUCUUCUCUUGGAUGCGUUCCUGCACCUAUCAACGUCGUGGAGUCUUUGCCUGUCAAGUUUUACGAGAAGUUGCAUAAACAUCAAGAAGAUGCUACACAAUGUUAUAUAUGCCUUGUGGAGUACGAGGACGGAGACAGCGUGCGAGUUCUGCCUUGCCAUCAUGAAUUUCAUAGAACAUGUAUAGACAAGUGGUUGAAGGAGAUUCACAGGGUAUGCCCGCUAUGUCGGGGGAACAUCUGCGUUUCUGAUUCAGAACUAUAGUGGCUAGUUGUUGAUCAGCAUCUUGUUUGCAAUGCCUGGUCUUUUAUGCUGUGAAUAUCACAUGUCAGUCCUUUGAGUUUGUUUUGAAUUCUUUGAAUGAUGUUUUUGUUGAUAUCCUAACAUAAUCAUAGAAAAUAAAAUGUAUUACGAUUUAGCCGAAUAAAUCGAAAAUAUAUGUUUUGAUUGAA
This is a messenger RNA of Lathyrus oleraceus (garden pea), 2068 nucleotides long. RefSeq lists its product as uncharacterized. Bases 369 to 1880 code for a protein of 503 amino acids. The transcript is spliced from 5 exons. The record is from RefSeq and is a predicted model, not a curated record. Lineage: Eukaryota; Viridiplantae; Streptophyta; Magnoliopsida; Fabales; Fabaceae.